CGUCAUCACUGCGCGCCUCGAACAAAUCGCUACGGCUGGCGCGUAAACACAGAUGUGAGGCAUGGAUCAGAGUGGUCUCAACCUCGUCAAGGUGCAUGGAGGCGGUGGUUAUGACUCGGAUUUCAGUGAUGAUGAGGGUGGAGGAGCCUCAUCACAACAUGGAGGGAAGAGGGCACGAGAAGAUGAGCUGCUGCAGAAGCCAUUCCAGAGAGGGAAACACACCAAGGUCGCUCACAGAAAAGUGGCUACGGAUGAAUGGGACAGGGAGGAGGCCAGAAAUCGGCGCCACCAUCUCAUAUCAAUGAAUGCUUUUGACAGGCAUAAGAAGUUUGUCAGCGACUACAUACUGUACUAUGGAGGAAAGCUGGAGGACUUCAAAAGAUCCACGGCAAAAGACAAGACAGAUCUGGACGUGGUGAAAGAAAAUCACCGCUUCCUCUGGAGAGACGAGGAUGAGGAAGAUAUGACGUGGGAGAAAGAGCUCGCAAAGAAGUACUAUGACAAGCUCUUCAAGGAGUACUGUAUUGCUGACCUCAGCAGAUACAAAGAAAACAAGUUUGGAUUCAGAUGGCGCAUUGAAAAUGAAGUAAUAUCCGGAAAAGGCCAGUUUCUGUGUGGGAAUAAGCGCUGUGAGAAGAAGGAGGGCUUGAAGAGCUGGGAAGUGAAUUUUGCUUAUGUGGAACAGGGCGAGAAGAGGAACGCUCUGGUGAAACUGCGUCUCUGUCCAGAAUGUUCCUUCAAACUGAACUACCAUCACAAGAGGAAAGAGGUCAAGGUUAAGAAGAAACACAGACCAAAAGAGAAUAGUGAUGAGCCACAGGCCAUGAAGUCCAAGCACAAGUCCAAACACAAACGCAAAGAGAAGCACAGUCACAAAAAGAGGCGAAAAGAUCACUCUUCCUCAAGUUCUGAGGAUUCCCGUGACUCGGAGAAAGACAUGGAAAGUGAAGAAGAGGAUGAAGGCCCAUCAGAGUCGGAGUACUGGAAAGGUCCAGCCCCUGCUCUGGAGGAGAAAUCACGGGAAGAGGAGUUUGAUGAAUACUUUGAGGGCAUGUUUCUGUGAGCCGGGGACUCGCCCGAACAUUCAGAAGAUCAUUCCCGUAAUGUUUAUGUACAGAGUGAAUAAAAUGCUCACUGCUUUGUUUGACAGCCACUGUUCUCAUGUAGUUUAAACAGUUUAAGUUUACAAUGUUCAAGGAACAUGUCCAUUAAUGUAAACUGAUGUAAGCAGCUGUGCAUGGUUCUACUUCAAGGUUCUCCAUCAUAGAGGGAAUGUCAGAUGUCAGACUGCACAGCUGGGGAGUGAAAUAGUGUUGUCUGUUGCCAGAGAUUUAAUAACUCUGUGUUAAACAAUUAUGUGUCCUGUAUGAUAAAUAUGCGACUAAUAUCAUAUGUUGAAUGUUCUGAGUUUUAUUUUAUUUUAAUAAUUGGUAGCAGGCUGUUGAAACAUAGUAAAAGGAUGAAUUUGGGCCAUCUAUUAUACAAGAAUGCAGUAUAUCAAAUACUUCUCUUACAGGCUGAACAGUGAAGAACAUUGUGUUUCCAUAGGCCAUAACCCUGACUUGUGCUCACGCACACAUGAAAGUGAAUAUUCUGCCUACUUUAUAAGCAGAAUGUCUAGACACCAAACAAAGUACAUUUAAAGCUCUUUGCACUAUAAUGAUUUGUGAUUUGAACAGCAAGUCUGACCUUUAGGGUAAGAAAGUUCCAGGGUUUGAGUGAAACAAGCUGCUACUAGUCUCGGCCACCAGCCACCUGAGCCUCUUUACUGUGAGAUGAUCCAGCUUUACUAGAUAAUCCCUGAGACGAUAGAGAUGUCUUGGUACCUCCCUAGUCCUCCCAGUUCUCCAUGUGUCCUCUAAAGAACCUGACAAAAAUACCUAAGUGUAUGUUUGAAAAGACCAGUAGAAAGAGUGUCAUAAGUGCCAGAGAGUGGCUUUUAAGGACACUGGAGAUCUUUGAACCAUAAAUUCACUUGUUUAUUGACAGUAUGUUUAUUGGAUUAAAGGUCUAUAUUGAUUUACCA
This is a messenger RNA of Pangasianodon hypophthalmus (striped catfish), 2026 nucleotides long. It is a transcript of the gene fra10ac1, whose product is annotated as FRA10A associated CGG repeat 1. NCBI's taxonomy places the organism in Eukaryota, Metazoa, Chordata, Actinopteri, Siluriformes, Pangasiidae. The record is from RefSeq and is a predicted model, not a curated record. The coding region runs from base 62 to 1063 and encodes 333 amino acids. The transcript has 14 exons. Gene Ontology annotation, biological process: dephosphorylation. Gene Ontology annotation, molecular function: phosphatase activity.